Messenger RNA from Panonychus citri (citrus red mite), 1325 nucleotides. RefSeq names its product mitochondrial GTPase 1-like. Gene Ontology annotation, molecular function: GTP binding; GTPase activity. The coding region runs from base 137 to 1111 and encodes 324 amino acids. Lineage: Eukaryota; Metazoa; Arthropoda; Arachnida; Trombidiformes; Tetranychidae. The record is from RefSeq and is a predicted model, not a curated record. The transcript is spliced from 4 exons. Gene Ontology annotation, cellular component: mitochondrion.
AAAAAUCCGAAGAGAAAAAGUCACAUGUUGAUCAGCUGUUUUCCUCCAUUCGAAUUGUUUUUUUCUGAAUUCUCACCAAGUUAAUUGUGAUUCCUCAUUAAUUAAUCAUUUUAUUCUUUCAAUUUAUGAGAUUAAAAUGUCUUCAUUUCGGACGGUUUUUCCUCGUGUUGGUAAAGCCAAUUCUUGGUUUCCAUUGCAUAUGGCUACUGGUAUAAGGAAAAUUCAACAAAUUCUGAAAGAAAUUGAUUGUAUAAUUGAGGUUCACGACGCUCGAAUACCAAUUUCUGGUCGAUCAUCAUCAUUUUAUCAACAAGUUAUCAAUGGAAAACCUCAUUUACUAAUUCUAAACAAAAUGGAUUUAAUUGACAUGAAUUUCAAGAACGAUAUUGACAAGAAAUUACUUGGAUCUUGUGAUCGUCUUUUAUAUACAAGUGCAGGAAAGAUGAAAAAUGAGAACAUUGAAAAGAUUAUCCCAAUGGUUUAUGAGAUUAUAGAUUCUAAAUCAAAAUACAAUCGAGCAGAUAAAUGUGAUGUAAAUAUUUUAAUUGCUGGUGUUCCCAACGUUGGUAAAUCAAGUCUAAUAAAUUGUUUACGAUCAACUUUACUUGGUAGACCACAAGUAAUGGCAGUUGCCCCACACGCUGGUGUAACUAAGACAAUUUCAACUAAAUUAAAAAUUGGCCUUAACCCUGUAACAUAUAUUUACGAUACUCCCGGUAUAUUAGAACCAAAUUUAACCACCUCACCAGAAUGUGCCAUGCGAUUAGCGGCCUGUGGACUUGUCAAAGAUGAUUCUGUUGGUCAACAAUUAAUCGCUGAUUAUAUAUUAUUCUGGUUUAAUAGACGGAAACUUUUCCAUUACGCCAACAUGAUUGGACUUAACCAACCGACUGAUAAUAUAAUCGAAGUCUUGUCAAAAAUUGCAAUCAAUCAAAAUUUCAUCUUCUCCUCCAAAGAUUUACACACUCGUCAAUUCAUUACACGAUUAGAUACACUGGAAGCCGCCAAACAUUUUAUCAAAAUGUUCCGAGAAGGGACAUUUGGAACUUACCUAUUAGAUGAUGAUCUGAUUUAUCGAUCUCGUCGAACUGGACUUGCAAUCGCCGUUUAAAUGGUCAACCAAUGUAACCAACAACUGACCAAUCGAAAUCAUUUAAAGUAUUAUUAGAUUGAGAUACGAACACAAUUUGUAAAUACUUUGUAUUGUUCCCGAUUAAUGUUUAAUUACUAUUUAGAAAGUGAUUCUUUGUUAAUUCAUCUCUAAUCAUGUUCAUCUUGUGAAAGUGAAUCAAAUUAGACAUAAAGAUUUCUCAUUCAUCACUUGA